Cheilinus undulatus (humphead wrasse) is the source of this 1483-nucleotide messenger RNA. It is a transcript of the gene tsen34, whose product is annotated as TSEN34 tRNA splicing endonuclease subunit. Gene Ontology annotation, molecular function: nucleic acid binding; tRNA-intron lyase activity. The transcript is spliced from 5 exons. Gene Ontology annotation, cellular component: tRNA-intron endonuclease complex. The record is from RefSeq and is a predicted model, not a curated record. The coding region runs from base 221 to 1090 and encodes 289 amino acids. Gene Ontology annotation, biological process: tRNA-type intron splice site recognition and cleavage; tRNA splicing, via endonucleolytic cleavage and ligation. NCBI's taxonomy places the organism in Eukaryota, Metazoa, Chordata, Actinopteri, Labriformes, Labridae.
UGGUAAAUAAAUCGCAGAGCACGCAGAGCAGAGAGAAGCUGUGUCGGUAGAUAGUCGGUGUGUUUAUCCGGAUAAAAAUAGGUCCGUAACGGCUUGGUACUCUCCUCUGUCUGUCGGUAUUCAGUCUUUACGAUAGUUAUGAUUUAGAACUACAACAGCAACAGUUUACGGCAUGUCGUGACGAACAGUCCGAGCGGAAUCACGUGAAUGUUCUGAAGUGAUGGACACGCCCCCUGGCACAGAGGAAUCGUCUACUCCUCAUGUGGUAGGCGUGAGUCUGUGUGGCUCCGCCCCCUUGCUUUGGCGUGUGAAGGACCUGCGCUCUGUGAGGUCUCAGGGCCUGGUGGGGGCUCUGCUGGGCUCUCUGCCCCGCACCCCACGACAGAACCUACGCCUGGGCCGCCCGCUGCUGCUGCUGCCUGAGGAGGAGCUGCUGCUCAGUGAAAGACACGCCGCUGCCGCCCUGCCACCAGAUAAACAGGAUGUAGAGAGGGCAGAGCCUGUUGUGCAGGUGGAGCAGUUGGAGGCGGAGCAGCAGAGGAGUUAUAAGGAGCAGAGCGUACUCGCUCUGGGAGACAGGAAGUCAGCGCUGCUGCGAGCAAUGACAUCAUCACAUACAGAUCCUGGGCCAGGGCCUCCAGGCAAGGGAGUGCCAGCCCGCCUGGAGGCCCUAGACCGGGGCUUUUUCUUCCCUCAGUCAGCGCUGGCAGUGCAACUGAGUACGGCAAGGGCGGGGCUUACUCACUGCCCAGAGAGCCGAGCCUUCCUCCAGGCGGACUGGCCAAUCAGAGCACAAGACGGUCAACAUCGCCAUGACAGGUAUCAGGUGUUCAGGGACCUAAGGAGGCGGGGCUUCUACCUGACCUCGGCUGGGAAGUUUGGAGGAGACUUUCUGGUGUAUCCAGGUGACCCUCUGCGGUUUCACGCCCACUUCAUUGCUGUCUGUCUGCCUGCUGAUGAUCCUGUCUGUCUGCUAGACUUCCUGUCUGUGGCUCGUCUGGGCUCCAAUGUCAAAAAGACGGUCCUGCUUUGCUCGCAAUCGGGGGAUGGAGUCCUGUACACCUCACUGCAGUGGAGCGGGAUGGUUUAGGAACAGGAUCAGGACACUGGAGGUGGAGGAACUUCAACGUUUAGAGGCAUAGCUGGGUAUAAACCACCCCCUGCUGGUCCUCAGAACACAGAUUUGGAACCCUAGACUGAGACUCACAAGGACUUGAUUUAGUUCUGUUUACAGAUUGAAGCUGCUGAGAUCCAGGUUUAGGGUCACAGAGUCGACAUGAGCUGAUCCCGUUUAAGAGCCAGAUCCACCUUUUUGUUUCCUGUUUUAAAAAUCCAGUUUAAUCUGAACCCCCUAGAGCUGAGGGCUGAUUUUUUUUUUUUUACCAUGGUUUUAGUUCCUAUCUUUAAACAAUAGUAGGGAGACCGUUUGUUUCUUGGCCUUGUAUUUAUCCUUUCAAAAUAAAACUCUAUGGCUCUAAAAACA